Impatiens glandulifera is the source of this 2251-nucleotide messenger RNA. Its product is annotated as F-box/kelch-repeat protein SKIP11-like. Bases 474 to 1934 code for a protein of 486 amino acids. Lineage: Eukaryota; Viridiplantae; Streptophyta; Magnoliopsida; Ericales; Balsaminaceae. The transcript is spliced from 2 exons. The record is from RefSeq and is a predicted model, not a curated record. Gene Ontology annotation, molecular function: protein binding. Gene Ontology annotation, cellular component: nucleus.
AAACAAGACGGCUAUGGAAAACGCUAAUUUUCGUUUCCGUAUAAUUAUAUAUAUAUUUACAGAUGCAACUAUGCGUAUUUCCUUGUGUAAUGUUAAGGACAAAUACUAAUUAUUAGGAGAUAUAUAGAGAGAGAAAAAGGAGUUUGCCUUCAAAUCCUAUCUGUUGUGAUUUGCACACAGAGAAUCUAAAAGGAGUUUCACAAAGCUAAGUACUGAAACACUAAUGUAUACAUACAAAAAUAGAUAAAACGACCUGCCGGAGGACGGCAACGGCGACGGCGACGGAAAAAGCGACGGCGAGGAAGAUUUGGAUUCAUGUUCGUAUAAAAUUUCAUCCAAUCUGUGUUUGUUAAGACGAGUGGUGCUGGUGCGCUGUAUUGGAGGAAGGCUUUGCUUGUUUGUAGAUGUCAGUCAUUUGGUAAUUGAUUUGAUUUGAUUUGAUUUGAUUUCUCCAUUGGUUGGAUAGCUUAGAUAUGUUGGAAGACCGUUCUUGUUUGGUUUCGAGAGGUUAUUCAGCAAAUUGUGGAAGGAAACACUGCUGGGCUUGUAUGAGUUGCCGGCAUAAUAAGAUUGCAAUCCAGAAUGGAAAACGGCCAUUAGUAAAUGAUCUCGAAGAUACAGAAGAUGAUGAAGAUAAAAGUAGUGCUAAUAAGUUGCCUAGUUUAUUGGGGGAUGACCUAUCUAUGGCAGCAGUUGAUCAAUCUGGAUCUGAUGGCCACCGUAUGCAUCGUAAUGGAAAACGGCCAUUAGUUUUCGAGAUUGAGGAAGAUGAACAUUUCACUAACAAGUUGCCUAAGCUAUUGGAGAAUGACCAGUCCGAUGAUCACCAGAAUCAAGCCGGGAAUGAUGGCGGGAAUGAUCCAGAUUUGGAUUCACUUAUAGAUGGGCUCGACAGGGACACAUCGAUCAGUUCUUUGAUCCGAUGUUCGAGAUCGGAUUACGGGUCAAUUGCAUCAGUAAAUCGGGGGUUCCGUAGUUUAGUGAGAAACGGAGAACUCUACAAGCUUAGACGCCAGAAUGGUGUGGUUGAGCAUUGGGUGUAUAUCUCUUGCGAUCUUCCCGCAUGGGAAGCUUUUGAUCCAAAUCGGAACCGUUGGAUGCAAUUGCCGGCCAUGGAUUCAAACGUGUCGUUCUUGUAUACAGAUAAAGAAUCAUUGUGCGUUGGCACUGAACUGCUUGUAUUCGGAACAGAGUUCAUGUUAAACGUCAUAUACAAAUACAGUCUUUUAACCAAUUCAUGGUCAUCUGGAAUGCAAAUGAAUUUCCCGAGAUGUCUAUUCGGUUCCGCCAGCAACGGCGAGAUCGCAAUUAUAGCUGGAGGAUGCUCCGGCGCUACUAUCCUCAGCAACGCCGAGAUGUAUAAUUCCGACACCGGAAUCUGGAAACCUCUCCCUUGUAUGCACAAGCCGAGGAAAAUGUGUUCCGGCGUGUUCAUGGACGAGAAAUUCUACGUAAUCGGAGGAAUCGGAGGAAAUGGAGGGAGUGAUUCGAAACUUCUGACGUGUGGUGAAGAAUUUGACUUAGAAACCGAAACGUGGACGCAUAUUCCGAACAUGUCUCCUGUAAGGAUCUCUAGGGAGAAUGAGAUGAUGCCGGCGACAUCGGAAGCGCCUCCUUUGGUAGCUGUUGUUGAUAAUGAAUUGUAUGCGGCUGAUCAUGCGGCCAUGGAGGUGAGGAAGUAUGAUAAGAGUAGUAGGGAGUGGGUUACUGUAGGGAGAUUGCCGGAGAGAACUGCGUCUAUGAAUGGAUGGGGAUUGGCGUUUAGGGCUUGUGGAAGGCGUCUGAUAUGUAUUGGAGGACCGAGAGCAGCGACUGUGAAUGGAUUUAUUGAAGUGAAUUCAUGGAUUCCAAGUGAAGGUCCUCCCGGUUGGAAUUUGCUUAGUAGGAAACAAUCUCCUACUUUUGUUUAUAAUUGUGCUGUUAUGGGUUGCUGAAAUCAAUCAAUCAAUCAAACAAACAAACACUCGAGAAUCAAGAUGAUGAAUUGAUGAUCAUACUCUUCUCUGCUUGCUUAAGGGGUAAACUUACUGUCACUUUUUUCAUUUUUUUUUUUCAGUUUUAAACUUUUUUUUUUUUUUUACUGUAUUUCCCUGCUUGGUAUGGGGGGCGGCAGAGGAAGAAGGGAAAAAGAAACCUCAAGUUUACUCAAGAUUCAACACAAUGUUUUAUCUGGAGGAGGGUCUUGAUUUAUACUUUUUAAAGAUGUAUCAUUUUUUUUAACCAAUUGAAUUCAUUCCCCCUCUCCUGUUUC